Molecule: messenger RNA, 561 nt
Organism: Oncorhynchus masou masou (cherry salmon)
Lineage: Eukaryota; Metazoa; Chordata; Actinopteri; Salmoniformes; Salmonidae
Product: induced myeloid leukemia cell differentiation protein Mcl-1 homolog
Exons: 3
Coding region: 1-561 (186 amino acids)
Biological process (GO): regulation of apoptotic process; intrinsic apoptotic signaling pathway in response to DNA damage; extrinsic apoptotic signaling pathway in absence of ligand
Cellular component (GO): mitochondrial outer membrane
Molecular function (GO): protein homodimerization activity; protein heterodimerization activity
Source: RefSeq, a predicted model, not a curated record
AUGAAGAUAUCACAUCGGGAAACAUACCAGCACCAGACCGGAGCCCUGGACACCGACACCAGGCAACUCAUUAAAUGUGUCCUAGGACAAUGUACGGGACUUCUGAAACCUAGGUGGAACGAAAGCAAAGCUCUGUCAACAAUGAGUAGAGUUAUCGGGCAAUUACUAGAGAAGCACAGAUACACAUACAACGGUAUGAUCAACACACUCUAUGUGGAUGACAGAGGGGAUAACGUGAAGUUCAUCAGUGCAGUAGCCCAUAGCAUCUUUGAAGACGGGACCGUCAACUGGGGCCGUGUUGCCAGCCUGACAUCUUUUGGGGCUGCGGUGUGCCGGUACUUGAGAGACAAGGGGAGAGACGACUGUGUAGAUUUGGUGGGAGAGGAGAUAUCAGAGUACCUGGUCACUCACCAUAAGGACUGGCUAGUCAAACAUAACUCCUGGAAUGGGUUCGUGGAGUUCUUUCCAGUAGCAGAACCUGGGUCCAGAUGUAGGAACAUCAUCAUGACCAUUUUUGGAUUGGCUGGUAUUGGGGCAACAAUGACCUUCUUGGUUAUGUGA